Messenger RNA from Oncorhynchus kisutch (coho salmon), 3833 nucleotides. Its product is annotated as cytoglobin-2. The transcript has 3 exons. Gene Ontology annotation, biological process: oxygen transport. The coding region runs from base 1168 to 1713 and encodes 181 amino acids. Gene Ontology annotation, molecular function: iron ion binding; heme binding; oxygen binding. Lineage: Eukaryota; Metazoa; Chordata; Actinopteri; Salmoniformes; Salmonidae. The record is from RefSeq and is a predicted model, not a curated record.
UCCUCAUAGGUUUGUGUAGCUGGUGGGACCAGGGGGCGGGGGGGUCCUCAGAGAUGGGGCUGGGGGUCUACAAUUUUAGUGGAGUACAAUUUUAAAAAUGACGUUCUCAUGUGCAGCAUCUUAUCAGGCAUAGAAAAGUUUGGGCAAAAAAGUUCUGAGUGGAGAUUUCUUGACCUUUCAUAUCUUUCUCAAUAGCCUGAAUGCAAAUGGUAACUUCUCUUUUUUACUCUUUCUCUUCAAUCUGCUUUACCUGUCAAAUGGUCAGGCACAAUGUCCUGUGAGAGUCUGUGGAGAGACGGAGGCUUCCUAUAGCUUUUUCUGUCACCUUUUUAUACAGGCUCUCUCAGGAGACGACACAGAACCCCACCACGAGCGCACACGCACACACACACACACACUCUCUUUCUCCGUUUCUUUGUUUCUUUCCUUCUCUGGUACGGGAACUGUCUUCUCUCUGAACCUCUGUGUUUGUGAGGACCUGAUGGAAUGACAGAGGGAGUGGGAGAGAGGGGUGGAGAGAAAAGAGAAGAGGUAGAAUAGAGAUCAUCUAGGACCUGUGUGUGUGUGUAUGUGCGUGCACGCACGUGCAUGUGUGUGCAUACAUUUGUGUGUGUGUGUGCGCGCACAUUAGGUAGACAAAAUGAAAGAGAGAAAGAGGGGGGGAAGGAGGGAGAGAGAGGAAAGUGUGUGAGAGGAAGGCGGGAGGACAUUACAGAGAUCCUAGAUGCUCUCUAUUCUACCCCCUCUCUCUGUCUCUCCCCACCCCCUCUCUUUUCUCUCCACCCCUCUCUCCCACUCCCUCUGUCAUUCCAUCAGGUCCUCACAAACACAGAAGUUCAGAGGGAAGACAGCUCCCCUACUAGAGAAGGAAAGAUACAAAGAAACGGAGAAAGAGAGAAACAGUGAGGGGAAUAAAAAGAAGAAGUGGUAUUAACAGUGGAGGACAAGUUUUGGAAGAGAGGAGAGCGAAGGAAGAGAGUGGUGGUUUUGGUGGGGGGUGGGUGGGUAGCGUUCACGGCUGCUCCGUCUCUCUCUCUCCUCCAUCCCUCCGUCUCCGUCGCCGUGGGUUCACAGCUCUCCCUCUCCCUCCCCCCCUCCCUUGCUCCCUACCUCCCCCGCUCGCUGCUGCCGGGAACCUCCGAGCUGCUGCGGCGGAGGUCGUCUCGGAUGGAGUCACCAAGAGACGUAGGAGGAGAGACGAUGGAGCGUGGGGAGCGGGCCGAGCCACUGACCGAUGCCGAGCGGGAGAUCAUCCAGAACACCUGGGUACACGUCUACGAGAACUGCGAGGACGUGGGCGUGUCGGUCCUCAUAAGGUUCUUUGUGAACUUCCCAUCGGCCAAGCAGUACUUCAGCCAGUUUCAGGACAUGGAUGACCCAGAGGAGAUGGAGCGCAGUGUCCAGCUGAGGCACCACGCCCGCCGGGUGAUGAGCGCCAUCAACACGGUGGUGGAGAACCUCCACGACCCAGAGAAAGUGUCCUCUGUUCUGGCUCUGGUGGGCAAGGCGCAUGCUGUCAAACACAAGGUGGAGCCUAUGUACUUUAAGAUCCUGUGUGGUGUAAUGCUGGAGGUGUUCUCGGAGGACUUCCCAGAGUUCUUCACGGCAGAAGUGCAAAUGGUGUGGACCAAACUGAUGGGGGCGGUGUACUGGCAUGUGACGGGCGCCUACACAGAGGUUGGCUGGGUGCAGCUCUCCAGCUCGGCAGUGUGAGGGGCGAUAGCAGGGGAGGGCAGGGCUGUGACGGUCUGUACGGAUCCUGAAGGGAGGUUUGGUCUCUGUAAUGCCCCUGUCCAAGAAAAAAUGAAAGGAACAGGGAUGGAGGAAGGUGAUUUUUAGGGCUGAGACUGUUCAUAGAAUAUCUUGUUGUGUUCAACUUUUGGGGGAGUCGUUCCCCUCUCCCUACUGACUCAUUGUGUGUACUUUACUGUAUAGCCCCUGAGGUGUUGUCUGUAUAGCUCCUGGGAUGUUGUCUGUAUAGCGUACAGUAAGUGAGUGUGUGUAUUCUCUUCUGCCCUCAUUCAACACUCAUUGUAGUAUUGUAAAUCUUCAAUGUUUUCAAGGGAACUAAGGGCUCCAUUUUAGGGAGUUUUGUUGCUCACUGAAAGUAUGCCACUUUGGAUUCCCAAAUACACCCUGUAUCUUUCCAUGCCCAUCUCAUGCACUAUGCAAACACACCCAUCUGCUAACACCCUGUCCAUACGGCAAUUGGCUAUUUUAAACAGUUUCAAAGUGAUGGGAUAGAGCCACAGGCUGACAGACCACUGUUAGAGUAUCAUCUCCUCUUUAUAAGCAUGCAUGCACGCACGAGCACACACACACACACACACACACACACACACACACACACACACACACACACACACACACACACACACACACACACACACACUCACACACAUACACACUCACACACAUACACUGCUCUGCCGACUUUGACCACCCGUAUGCUAAUAUUUACAGAGCAUUUACUUGGUUUACAUUUCCUCAUUAAGAAACUGACUCCGGAGGUCUCUGGAAAUACAACGGACCCUUUGAAGUAGCAUCAGUAUAUCUUUUACCUCUGAACCACUGAGGUAAGAAAAAAUAUUCAUAUCGACCAAAUCUAAUAUACUAAGCACUCUACAACCCUACCAAGAGGUCUAGACACUUUGGUACAGUUUAAACCAUGUUGGGUUGGCAUGUACAAUACGAUGACACAAGUUGGAGCCCUGCUCCCGACUUUUCCCUGAAUACACUACAAAUGGAUUUUGAAUGUCACUUUAGAUCCAAUCUCCUCUGUGUCUCUGAUGGUAACUCCUGCGCUCUGGUCCCUCUCGGCUUUGUCAUUUACCAUUAAUGAGGAAGUAAUGGGGCUCCGCUCUUCCUCUUCUGGUCAUUCAUCAAAUAUCUCCCCUACUCUCUCAUCCUUUCUUUCCUCUGGCCAAAUUCUGAGAGAAAUCAUCCCUCUAUCUGCUUUGCUUCCAUGGCUACUUGGCUAAUAAUAUAAUUCUACUCAUAUUCUACUGCCUUCUCCUUUGUUGUUCCUUUGGAGGCCAGCAGUAAUGUUACGAGAUGAAGGAUAUACAGUAGGCUUACAUGGCUGAUAAUUAACUGACACAGGAAGUCGAGCUAACACAACAUGACAAACUCAUUCAGCAAGAGACAAGUGGCUGUAGAUGAGAGGAAAUGAGGUGGAUUACUGUAGAAGUCGUUGUAUAUAAUAAAUGCUCUCUCCCAUUACACCUACAGUACAAUACACGCACCAGUCUCACACUGUUAGCAAAACAUUUGACGUCAGAUCUUGAGUACAACCCCGUUAGAGGGCAGGCUCCUCUGUUCCUCCGAGUAGCUCGGGAUGGAGGAGUAUUUGUGUUAGGCCUGAGUCACCCCGACAGGUUGUUUAUUAAACCCUUGUCACCCAUAAUUCACAAAAUGGCUACAUAAUCUUUUUUCUCCCUUCAGCUAUAAGCUCGUACCCUCCAUCUGCAGAGUUUUCCUCCCUGACAGUCUCUCGUGAACACACACACACACAAAAACACACACACACGCACUUAAGCAUAUGUAGACAUCAUAUACUACAUCUGGGACUUCUUGUUGUGAUUUUCUUUUUCUGUCAGUCAGUUUUAAAGCUUGGACUUUAUAUUUUUCUAAAUAUAGAAAACAAAAUGAUUAUCUGUACAUGUAUUUGGAAUACUGUGUAUGACUGAGAUUAUAUACAUUUGUUGACUGGGGGAGUGGGAGUGGUUUUGUGCUGUUUUAGCAUGUUUGCACAGCCUACUACAGACGUGUACCUUUGCAGACCUGUGGAAAUGAACUAUCAAUGACUAUCAAUAAAGUGAUAAUUACCUACA